Molecule: messenger RNA, 2920 nt
Organism: Dinoponera quadriceps
Lineage: Eukaryota; Metazoa; Arthropoda; Insecta; Hymenoptera; Formicidae
Gene: Prp6
Product: pre-mRNA-processing factor 6
Exons: 9
Coding region: 30-2825 (931 amino acids)
Biological process (GO): mRNA splicing, via spliceosome; spliceosomal tri-snRNP complex assembly
Cellular component (GO): catalytic step 2 spliceosome; U4/U6 x U5 tri-snRNP complex
Molecular function (GO): protein binding
Source: RefSeq, a predicted model, not a curated record
AUACCACGCGUAAACAAAAUCGUAUCAAAAUGGCAGUCCCCUCUGUCUCUUUGAAUACACGAAAUAAAAAGCUCUUUUUGGGAGUACCGGCACCGUUGGGAUAUGUUGCUGGUGUUGGCAGAGGAGCUACUGGGUUCACGACAAGGUCCGAUAUCGGCCCCGCUCGGGAUGCCAACGACGUUUCAGAUGACAGGCAUGCUCCGCCCACGAAACGUACGAAGAAGAAGGAAGAGGAGGAAGAAGACGAGGAAGACUUGAAUGAUUCCAAUUAUGACGAAUUUUCUGGAUACGGGGGUUCUCUUUUUAGCAAAGAUCCUUACGAUAAAGACGACGAAGAAGCCGAUGCGAUUUACGAAGCUAUCGACAAACGCAUGGAUGAGAAACGCAAGGAAUACAGAGAGAAGCGUCUUAGGGAAGAAUUGGAACGUUAUCGUCAGGAACGUCCUAAGAUUCAGCAGCAAUUCUCAGAUCUGAAGAGAGAGCUGGUUAACGUAACCGAGGACGAGUGGAGAAAUGUUCCGGAAGUAGGCGACGCCAGGAAUCGUAAACAGCGCAAUCCGAGAGCGGAGAAAUUUACUCCGCUGCCGGAUUCUGUACUAGCCAGAAAUUUAGGGGGCGAGUCGUCCACCAGCAUCGAUCCAUCCAGCGGUUUGGCUUCUAUGAUGCCAGGUGUGGCGACGCCUGGCAUGCUAACUCCCACGGGGGAUCUUGAUCUGCGGAAGAUUGGACAGGCGAGGAACACACUGAUGAACGUCAAGUUGAAUCAGGUUUCCGAUUCUGUGGAGGGUCAAACUGUGGUCGAUCCGAAAGGGUAUCUCACUGACUUGCAGAGCAUGAUACCAACUUAUGGGGGUGAUAUCAACGACAUCAAGAAAGCCAGACUAUUGUUAAAAUCUGUCCGAGAGACCAAUCCCAAUCACCCGCCUGCGUGGAUCGCGUCCGCACGUCUGGAGGAGGUAACGGGCAAGGUACAGGCGGCGAGGAACUUAAUAAUGAAGGGUUGCGAGGUGAAUCCCACCUCCGAGGAUCUGUGGCUGGAAGCCGCGCGACUGCAGCCGCCGGACACGGCGAAGGCGGUGAUAGCCCAGUCGGUGCGUCACAUUCCAACGUCCGUCAGGAUCUGGAUAAAAGCCGCGGACUUGGAGACGGAGGUGAAAGCGAAAAGGAGGGUGUACCGCAAGGCUCUGGAACAUAUACCGAACUCGGUGCGACUGUGGAAAGCGGCGGUCGAGUUGGAGGAGCCCGAGGACGCGCGUAUCCUGCUUAGCCGCGCGGUCGAGUGCUGUCCGACCAGCGUGGACCUGUGGCUCGCUCUCGCCAGACUGGAGACUUACGACAACGCGAGGAAGGUUCUGAACAAAGCCAGGGAGAACAUACCGACGGACCGGCAAAUCUGGACGACCGCUGCGAAACUGGAGGAAGCGAACGGCAACAAGCACAUGGUGGAGAAGAUCAUCGAUCGCGCUAUCACGUCGUUGAGCGCGAACGGAGUGGAGAUCAACAGGGAACACUGGUUCAAGGAAGCCAUGGAGGCUGAGAAGGCCGGGGCGGUGCAUUGUUGCCAGGUUAUCGUCAAGGCCAUCAUCGGCUUCGGAGUGGAGGAGGAGGACAGAAAGCACACUUGGAUGGAGGACUCGGAAACUUGUGCGCAACAAGGAGCGUUGGAAUGCGCCAGAGCCGUGUACGCUUACGCAUUGACGACGUUCCCCAGCAAGAAGUCGAUCUGGCUGCGCGCGGCUUACUUCGAGAAAACCUACGGCACGCGAGAAUCCCUGGAAGCAUUGUUGCAGAGGGCGGUCGCUCAUUGUCCAAAGAGCGAAAUACUCUGGCUGAUGGGCGCGAAAUCGAAAUGGCUGGCUGGCGACGUGCCGGCAGCCAGAGGUAUCUUAUCGCUCGCGUUUCAAGCUAAUCCCAAUUCCGAGGAGAUCUGGCUGGCGGCGGUGAAGCUGGAAUCCGAGAACUCCGAGUACGAGAGGGCCCGACGCUUACUGGCGAAGGCCAGAGCGUCCGCCCCGACGCCGAGGGUGAUGAUGAAAAGCGCCAAGUUGGAGUGGGCUCUUAAAAAUCUCGAAGCGGCGUUGCAUCUCUUGAAAGAAGCUCUCGAGGCUUUCGACGAUUUCCCCAAGCUCUGGCUGAUGAAGGGCCAAAUCGAGGAGCAGCAGGGUAACUUGGACAAAGCGUUGGAAACGUAUAAUCAAGCGAUCAAGAAGUGUCCGAAUUCAAUCCCUUUGUGGCGUCUGUUGUCACAAUUGGAGCACAGGAGGAACCAAGUGACCAAAGCUCGUUCGGUUCUGGAGAAAGCCAGGCUGAAAAAUCCCAGGAAUGCGGAAUUGUGGCUGGAGGCUAUACGAAACGAAUUGAAAAGCGGCGGUGUUCGUGAUAUGGCGAACACCCUAAUGGCUAAGGCGUUGCAGGAAUGUCCUACGUCUGGUCUACUUUGGGCGGAAGCAAUUUUCAUGGAACCACGGCCGCAAAGAAAAACUAAAAGUGUGGACGCUCUCAAGAAGUGCGAGCACGAUCCCCACGUUCUCCUGGCGGUAUCAAAAUUGUUCUGGUGCGAACACAAGAUCUCGAAGUGCAGAGAUUGGUUCAAUCGGACGGUGAAGAUCGAUCCAGAUUUAGGCGAUGCAUGGGCGUACUUUUAUAAAUUUGAAUUGCUGAACGGUACGGAGGAGCAGCAAGACGAUGUAAAGAAAAGAUGCAUCGCUGCGGAACCUCAUCAUGGUGAAAAUUGGUGUAAAGUCUCCAAGAACAUAGCAAACUGGUGUUUGAGUAUAGAUCAAAUCUUAGUAUUAGUCGCAAGAGAUUUACCUAUUCCUAUAUAAACCUUCUAAAUGUAUUCCUAUAUAAACAUUCUUAAUGUAUAUGUAUAAUGUAUAAGUAUGAUACUUGUAAAUAAAGCUACGCGUAUUUUGAUUGA